CGUACAAGUCACCCGGGAGUGCGCCAUCUUUAGUUUUACAGAUUGUAAAUGUUUCAAAUGAAACUUCAAGUUGACAUCGGAUUCUCAUUUAUUGCUUUCACCCUUCUUCAAAUUCGAGUAAAGGUCUAGCCCGCUCCAGGCUACCGCGUAUAUCGGUCAGUGGGAACGAAAAAAAAGCAGACGAGUGAAAGCAAACGAGCUUUUAAGAGUGUCUAGACGAAUGAGGUGCUGGAAUUUAAAUUCAAAUUUUCGGCGAUUUCUCAGCCAUCAGUUAAAAUUUUAGCCCAUUUCUCAGCCGAGGGUAAAAUUUGCAGAUCUCGCUCUCAGAAACACAUCUCAGAUAUAAGACACACAGUGCUGUGUGAAUCACAAAUCUGCCCUCGGAGUUGAACAAUUUAUUCACUCACCCUCCCCUCCCCUCCACACUACUCCUACCCGCCAGAGACCCUGGGAACGAGGUUGCUGUUGCUAGACUUGGGAUAUGACAAGAUGGCGGCAUGGAUUUUAGUGUUCAUUUGUUUUGACUGCCUUUAUUUGAAGAGUUUUGCGGAAGAGAUGUGAUCGAUCCUUUACAAAAAUGGUCUUCCAUAUAUGAAGGUAUGUGAGAUGCAAUGGAUCGCAGUUCAGCUGAAAAGUAUCACCUGAUAGCUCAACAAAGAGCUGAGCAGUUUAAGAUAGCUAGACGAGAGUCCCGCUGUACACGGGCAAGGAGCCAAGAUGGGCAACCUGUGGCAUAUGGGAAAGUGAAGGAAAGGGCAAAUAUUACUAGACAGUCCCGUGCGAUGUCAGAUCCUGAAAUACCUGGCACCCUUGUGAUAUUGAACGCUAAAGGUUUGUUUCAAGGAAAGAAUGGAAACUUGAAUAGACGGAGCAGUCUAGAAAGCAGCGCAGCUUCUGUUGACAUUAUGGAUAUGGACAUCAAUAGACCUCUGUUCUUUGAUCCAUCCCUCAAGAGUAAGGAAGCAAAAGUCAGUGAUUUAAAGAAGAAAUUUGAGGCUGUACAAAGUGAUAUUGCUGGAGACAAACGUGGAAUAACUGAGAGUGAUUUCUUGAAUCCACUUCACAAGGUAAACCAAGACUUGGCUUAUUCAAAUGAAACCUCAAAGAAAACAGUGAAGAAAAAGCUUGAAGAAGCACUAAAUAAUAAUGUCCCAGCAACACUAUCGACUUCAGCUUUGAAGGUGAAUGAACUGCAAACUCACAGUAUAACUGCGAAAGAAUCAGAAGCGAAGACUGAAAUGCCUACAAGACCUCCUCCGAGGGCUUUCACACGAGAUCCUCUCAAACGGCUUAGGGGUGAGUCAGACCCUAUGCCGCUUGAUGAAAAUAGAUUAUCCAGAGUGCAUGCUUUCCCCCAGGAGAGCUUAAGGGAAGAAGUUCAGGAAGAAAGUUCACCACAACUUGUUUCAGAAACUGAAAUAGCUGUCAGUGCAGAUGGUUGUAAUAGCACUGAAAAUGAUGAUGACGAUGAUGAUUUCGACACCGAUGAGUGGGACAGUGAUUUUGAUGAUGAUGAAGAGGAGGAUGAGCAGCAAAAACGUGACUCUCAGUCAAGCCAUGGCAGUUCUUGUGAUGCUGAGCCUCUUGAGUUCCCUGAUGCUGUAAGCAAGAAACUUUACAACAUUGCCAUGGAAAUUCUCACCACUGAAAGAGCGUAUGUUAGAAGGUUACAUCUCCUAGACCAGGUGUUUUACUUGCAAAUUAAUAACAAAUGUUGUGCUAAAGGAAUUCUGCCACUGGAGGUGCUUAAUGAUAUCUUUUCAAAUAUACAAGCUAUUCAUCAACUCCACAGGGAUUUUCUAUUGCCUAAAUUGGAGGCACGGAUGAAAGAAUGGGCUACCAAUAAUCAAAUUGGAGAUAUUCUCAAAGGACUGGCACCUUUUUUAAAGAUGUAUACACAUUAUGUGGGAAACUUUGACAAAGCAACAGAAACCUUAUCACUUUGGACAAAAAAGUCACCCAUUAUGGCAGCUUUGAUUGACGAGAUUCAAAAAACCAAAGAGUGUGAACAUCUAACACUUCAGCAUCACAUGUUGGAACCAGUCCAGAGAGUUCCCAGAUACCAGUUACUUCUGAAAGACUAUGUUUCAAAGCUUCCAGAAGAUUCUGGCGACUUGAAGAACACUUCGGAUGCUUUAGAAAUCAUCUCCGAAUCAGCUCGACAUGCUAACGACAGCAUGAAAAAGACGGAACGAUUCAAGAUUCUUUUGGAAAUCCAGGAUAGGAUAGGAGAGGACUAUCCACUUAUAACAGCCAGUCGUGUAUUUGUUAUGGAGGGGGAAUUUAGAAAAGUGGCAGCGAGAACAACAGACAGCCAUCAAGAAAGAACACUCAUGCUGUUCAACGACGUUCUUCUUUGCUGUGCUAAGUUUCCAGGGACAAACAAGUACAAGGUCAAAGUCGAAAUGGACUUGUUCGGUAUGGAAGUUGCUGACGUGGAUGAAGAACUCGAACUGGAGAAUUCCUUUCGCAUUGUCAGUAAACAAAGGGUCAUGGAUUUCACCGCACCGUCUGCCGAAGCGAAAGAGGCUUGGACAAGCAAGCUUAAGGAGACGGUGAACGAACUCACAUCGAAAAGAGAGAGUUACAGACGAGGGACUAAGAUUGAAGUCUUGACGGACGUGGAGCUGGGAAAGAAAGCGCCGGCCUGGGUCCGAGACGAAGCAGUGAGCAUGUGCAUGCUGUGUGACGUCAUGUUUACCAAAUUUCGGCGGCGGCAUCACUGUCGCGCCUGUGGGAGGGUGGUGUGCGGCAAUUGUUCAAGCUUUAAAGCAGCGCUUGAGUACAAGAAUGGAAAGCUUGAGAAGGUUUGCGAAAAUUGCCAUAAAAUUCUUGUGAAGGGUUCGAGCGAAGCCACGGUUAAGGAAACAGAGGGUAAAGGACAUAGCGUAUUAAAAAUCGGAGAUGAGUCCAAGAUCUGGCACAGUGGAUACUUGAAUCACAAAAUGAAAGGCGAUAAGGGCUGGCAGAAGAGAUGGUUUGUGUUGUCCAGCGACUUUGUUCUUCUGCGGUACAAGGCCAAGAAGGACACUAAAGCAGAGUUUAACUUGCCUCUUCCUGGUCACAAUGUCGACAAACCAUCCUUGGCAGAUGAUGUGGAUCGCAAAAACGUGUUUAAAGUACACCACAAGAAUGUCAAGGUGUUUUUAUUCGAGGCCGAGAGUGAGUACAGUAUGAACAGAUGGAUGGAACUGUUGGCAUAUGCGAUCAAGGCUGAGGCGAUUGACGAAGAACAGCUUGGACGACCUCACAGCGAUAGUGUAGAGUAGACAAAUAAUCUUAGUAUUUUAAAAAAUUACAAGUCAGGGAAUUUUAUAUAGAACGGUCGCGAAAUGUGGGAAAACGUAAAUUAAAAAAGUCAAAACUGUAGCUUUUUCAUAUUUGGAGUUAAUAUUGUAUAUGGGAAGUUUAAUGCAAACAUAACAUGAAACAAAAUUUAAUAUCAGAUAGGUAGUAAAACGUAGUUUAUACCAGGAAACAGCCAGUAAGUUUGGAUAACCCUUAAUAAUUCGCCGUAUUUCACAGGCUAUUUUAGCAACGGUGUAUUUCGCAACAUAAUUAAUUUGCCGCUUGUUACAAGGCGAUGGGAUAAAAUUAUUAACAAUGCCUCUCGGUAUACAAUGGACAUAGUGGAAAAAAUUCAGAGAUUCGUCAGAAACGGCACCUUGAUCUUCGGACAAUCUUUGGAACUUUUCGAAAAAGAAUUUUGAAUCGUCGAUCAUUUUGAUUAACUGUUCAAGUGAACUGAGCAAAUUGUUUCAGGGUGGGUAGACAGUCAGCGUAAAACGAAGACUGCAUGCGGCCUGCAGACUGCAGACUGCGAACCGGAGGUAAAAUGCAGAAAGAGAGUAAACUGCAGACUGCAAUAGCACGCGAAAAUGGGUCUGAGUUCGCAGGCUAAUAACAUGCACACUGCAUACCAGGGUUAAAAUACAGCCUGCAGACUGUAGACUUUUUAACUGAACCGUGUUGCCAUUUCCAUCAUUGAAAGCUGACCGUAAACAGGCUAGCCGGAGCGUUAUUUGGGCUAACUGGAGCGCUAUUCAGGCUAACCUGUGUGAUGUUUUGGCCAACCAGAGUGGUAUUCAAGCUAACCGGAGUGAUAUUCAGGCUAACUGGAGUGCACACUUUUCACUACGAUUACCCUGAAAAACCCUGUUUAUGGUCAGCACUCGAAAAUGGAAAUAACACGAUAUACGCUUAAAAGGUCCCAAGUCCGUAGUCUGCACUUUAACCUCAGUCUGCAUUUUACCCCCAUGUCUACAAUCUGCAGUCCGCAGUCCGCCGUCUGCAGUCCACCGUCUCCGUUUACACUGACCGCAUGAGAUAAUGACGUUACACGGUGUUUAUACUCGUGGUUUACAGUAGAUGUCCCACGAAAUACCUUUCGAAAGCAUGGCUGACUAGCUUGAACAUUUAUUUUGGUAUCAUUAGUAGAGAACUUUCAUUUUUUUCUAUGGACAUCACAAAUUUCAUAUAUAACUUUAAAAAAAAAAUCGGUCAUUCCUUUUUCAGGAAACAUGAAAUUUCAUUGGGUGUCAAUGUCUUUUAAUGACCCAACCUUGACAAUUUUAGUUUAUUUUAUACGACUGUAAUUGCCUUUCUGGAAUCAAUAUGCACCUUGCACCUUUUUUUUAAAUAAAGCAAUAAUAAAGCAACAGCAAUAAUUUUGCUGUUGUACAUGAACUCGCAGCCGAGGAUAUAGCAAUCAAGUAUAUUUUUAAGAAAUGGAGUUCUUGAUAAUAUUUUUAUUUUUUUUUUGUAUAAAAUGUGUUUCAGAAGAGUUAAUUUAAAGAACAUUUUAAAGACAUGAAGAAAUGUCCAUUUAGGAGGGGUCAUAGAUCUACCUAUAUAUUUUUGUGCAAUGUGUUUGAGUCGUUCUUUGUCACGUCUCAUCCCAGGGAAACGUGCAUAAAUAAAAUUUUGUCACCAGAAAUUA
Molecule: messenger RNA, 4939 nt
Organism: Orbicella faveolata
Lineage: Eukaryota; Metazoa; Cnidaria; Anthozoa; Scleractinia; Merulinidae
Product: FYVE, RhoGEF and PH domain-containing protein 4-like
Biological process (GO): filopodium assembly; cytoskeleton organization
Cellular component (GO): cytoplasm
Molecular function (GO): metal ion binding; guanyl-nucleotide exchange factor activity
Source: RefSeq, a predicted model, not a curated record